GAUGGCAGCGACCGGCGAGCGGACUCCGGCUUCGUUCCAGGAGCCCCGGCACUUACCGAGACGGCCGCCGCGAGACGGCUAUGGCGUAUAUGUAUACUCAAAUUCUUUCUUCCGUUAUGAAGGAGAAUGGAAGGGAGGGAAGAAACAUGGUCACGGGAAGCUCUUGUUUAAAGAUGGAAGUUAUUAUGAAGGUGAAUUUGUGGAUGGAGAAAUCACUGGGGAAGGCUACCAACACUGGGCCUGGUCAGGAAACACCUACUCUGGACAGUUUGUCUUAGGAGAGCCACAAGGACAUGGCAUCAUGAAGUACAAAGCCGGAGGUCACUAUGAAGGGGAGCUCCUCCACGGCCUGAGGGAAGGACAGGGGUUUCUGGAGGACCAGGAUGGGCAGGUGUACCAGGGUUCCUUCCAUGACAACAAGAGACAUGGCCGUGGGCAGAUGAUCUUUAAGAAUGGUGACAAGUACGAAGGUGACUGGGUUCGAGACCAGCGUCAAGGACAUGGGGUGCUGUGCUGUGCCGACGGCUCCACUUACGAGGGUCAGUGGCACAGUGAUGUCUUCAGUGGGCUGGGCAGAUUGGCACACUGCUCGGGAGUCACUUACUGUGGGAUGUUUAUCAAUGGCCACCCAGCAGCACAGGCUAAGAAAAUUGUGGUCCUGGGCCCAGAGGUACUGGAAGUGUUCCAAGGCUCUCCCUUCACGUUGAAUGUACAGCUGCAGCAAGAUGAUGGGGAAAUUGCCAAGAGCGAGAGUGGCCGGAUGCUGAAGAUCUCAGCAGGGGUCAGAUACGUACAACUCCCAGCGUACUCUGAGGUCAGCUUCUUCAAGAUGGACGAAGAUCACAUGGAGACGCCCAUCCAGACACCGUUUGGGUUCCAGUGUAUCUCCUACCCUCUGUCCAUCCCCAAGGCCUGGGGACCAGAGUCUGGGGCGACUAUGGAAAGUGCCAGAGCUGACACCCUGCUCCCCAAGAGAGACUCAGAGUCAAUGCUGGACUCAGGAGCCUUCCAUGGCCAGGGAGACACCCCCAGCAUCCUGCCAGCGAGGAGACAUGACUCCUGCUGUCGGCGAGUGGAGCAAGGCCGUGCUGAGUUUGCAGACAUCUUCCUCGGACCUCCUCCGCCUGGGAUGCAGCCUUUUCUGUUCCUAUCCAGCAUGCUUGAGAAGACCGGCAAUAGGCCCAAAGGUGGCCAGAAUCCCCCAGAGGUGGUAUCCACCGUCCAGGAGCCUCCAGAAGGCACCAGGCCUGACGGGACCACAGAAGAGCCAUCGACAGCUGCAUAUCUAGGAGAAUAUGUGGCCAUGAUCUGUGACGUGACCACUCCUCCAUUCCUGGGCUACAGGCUGCCCACCACCUUCAAACACCUGCGAGUCUUGGCGAAGGGGGACGCCCAGUGGCCCCGUGUCCCCGAAGCUCACCCAGAAGCUCCAAGCUAG
Molecule: messenger RNA, 1438 nt
Organism: Arvicola amphibius (Eurasian water vole)
Lineage: Eukaryota; Metazoa; Chordata; Mammalia; Rodentia; Cricetidae
Gene: Morn1
Product: MORN repeat containing 1
Source: RefSeq, a predicted model, not a curated record